Molecule: messenger RNA, 1323 nt
Organism: Serendipita indica DSM 11827
Lineage: Eukaryota; Fungi; Basidiomycota; Agaricomycetes; Sebacinales; Serendipitaceae
Source: the annotation of a GenBank genome assembly
AUGCCACCAAAGUUCAAACGACCGACGAUCCCAACAGCCGCCAAAGCCGAAAAUAAGACCAGCGAACUAGACGAUGAUACCUUUUUCUCUCGGAAUACCAAGGGUUGGGACGGUGUAGACCUUAAAGCAUUGACAAGCCCCACUCGAGAGAAACGAAGAUCAAGUUCUCCAGAACAUGAAUACAUCUCACUACCGAAGAAGCGCAAGAUCAAGGCGAAAAAGGCACCCGAUUGGAUGGAUCCAGACGCGGUAAUAACGCUCGACGACUCAGAUGAGGCAGUCGAACAUUUGAUAAAUGAUUCAGAAGAGUCUAAACCCCGUGCGCAAGCGAAGCAGGACAAGGGUAAAGGCAGAGCGCCUCGGGCCAGGAAGAGGAGCAUCACUCCGCCUCCAGAAGUCUCAGCAACGAAGCUCAUAGCUGCAUACCAAGCUGCAAACAAGUUGUUUGAAAAUAUGGAACCAUCGAAUAUUACCUCCAACUCGCACCGCGAUGAGGACAAGGACGAGGAUGAGGAGCCUAUCGAGGCAUUGGAUGAAGAAACACUAGCGAUCAUUGACAAGGCAAAGCAAUUAGCGUCCAUCAAAUCUCCAGAACUUGAGGCACAAUCACCCGUCUACGCCGGGGGAUCAUCAUUCCAUCCAGACGAAGAGGAGUUGGAAACUGAUAGCCUGAAACUAUACGUCUUUUGGAAAGGCCCUCCUCGAGAGGACUUCCCUCAAAAGUGGCGUUUUCAAUUCAAUCUGACAGCUCCUUUUCGGCGCUUAAACGAGAUGAUGCAGCAAAAGACCCAGCUCCCAGAAGAAGACAUCGUGCUCGUCUAUGCCUCCAAACGCAUCCUACUGGGCGCAACACCAAGGAGUUUGCGAAUGAGAAAGGAUACGACGGAGAUGAUCGAUGUCUGGCCACGCCACGAAUGGGAAGAAGCAAACUCGGCCACCAAACUCCAACCCGUAGUUGCCAAUAGUGUUGACGAAGAUGAUGAUGACAUUGUCGAGAUAAUGCCUCCUACCCUCCCGACUGCUCCUCAAGCCCAGCCAAGCAGUCACGAACCCGCCGACAAAAUCGUGUUGAAUAUGAGGUGUAAGAAGUACCCGACCCCAGUAUCUAUCGAAGCAAAGAGAACUGCGACGUCUAGUCGACUCCUAGCUCGCUAUCUGACGACGGUGGGCGAAGACCCAGCCGAAUUUGACAUCGAAGGAAUAGCCAGGUCCAGGAAGCCGCGUCUCCGACUCAGUUUCGAUGGAGAAGAACUUCAACCAGACGAUCAAAUUGGUAGCACAGAUGCAGAGGAUGAAGAUGUCUGGGACGUAAUUGGCCUAUAG